This is a messenger RNA of Drosophila miranda, 1585 nucleotides long. RefSeq lists its product as uncharacterized. The coding region runs from base 75 to 968 and encodes 297 amino acids. The record is from RefSeq and is a predicted model, not a curated record. Lineage: Eukaryota; Metazoa; Arthropoda; Insecta; Diptera; Drosophilidae. The transcript has 4 exons.
AUCCACUAAGCGACGACCGACAAAGUGGCUGAGUAAUUGUUACAGGGAACGACGCACUUCAGAAUCACAACCAAAUGGAAAAACGAUCCUCGUCCACUAUGCAGGGGCUCUAUGCGGAGCUGGCUUCCGCAAAGGCACGAAGUCUCAAACUGGAGGAGGAGAAUGUUCUACUGCGCCAUCGCCUCAAUCGAAUGUCCUCAGACCACCAGACGAUCGCAGCCGUGGACGUGCAGGCCAAUAUCGUGGCAUUCCAGAUCGAGGAGGAGCGCGAUCAGCUGGUAGAGACAGUGCAGCAGCACAAGAAGAAGUACAAUAAACUGCACGAUGCCUACCUGGAGAAGGUGAAGCGCUGCAAGGCACUCGAGGAGAUGUUCAAGCGGCAGAAGACUCUCACGGGUCUGGUAAUGAAGUCGGCCGUAGAUCAGCGUCACACAGAACAGCGAAUGAUGAAAGAGAAGCGGAUGUCGGCACAGAACGAGCGCAAUGAGGUCGAGCAGCUGAAGGCUCAGGUGGAGAAGCUCCAAAGAUCUCUAGAUGAGUCCUAUGACAUCAUCGACGAAAUGGACUUUGAGCUGGAGAGCGUGGACUUGCUGGAGACGCAGAACCAAACCUUGCGCGGGGAGGUGACUGCCUUGAAGGCGAUGCUAGAAGCAGCAGAUGGCGCAGUCUCUGCCUCCGCUCCCAUCGAAGAUGAUGAUCCUCCGCCCAGGUAUCAGCCGGAGGAUCCGACUGGCCGCCACGAGUGUCGCAACUAUCGACAGCAUGUGGUCUCCUCCUGCUGUGAGUCCUGUUUGGGGGAUGAUGAUGCCGACGCCGAGACCAUGGAACGAGCAGCUCUGACCAAUAGCCUUAUCGAAACUGUCGAGACGGAGAGCAACAGUCUCCGACGGGAGCUGCUCAGAUCUCGUUGCCAGCUGAAAGUCCGCGCAAAGCUGGAGAAGGAGAGAGAUGAAGACACUGAAGAAUAGCAGGGGGACGAUUCAUCAUCCGACAAACAAGCCCAACCGAAAGAUGACAACCCAUGACCACAACAACUGACAUGAUAAACUACACAGUGAAAACCAGGGGACGGGUCGGCCCACAACUGGCAGAUCGGAGACCGAAGACCAAAGACCGACCCCACAAAGUGCAAGUCUAACCCAGAUUCGGAGCAAGUUACGCCUAACAAGUGCACAUACCAGAGAUUGCUUUUAAGGUUCGACAAACACGAUCUGCAGCUAGACACCCAAUCCACAUCCACAUCCAAAAACUUGGAGAUAAGAGUAACCUGAAUUUCGGCAAAAGGAAACCCGUCUAAUGUCCAAUGGCGAUUAAUUAAAAUAUUUGUUAAUGGCAUCCAACGUGUUGUGUGUCCCAAUCAGUUGGUCGUUCAACUGAUCCCAAGGAUCCCGCCUGUCCUGUAAUCCAUGAAGGUUCCACACCACACCACCACGAACAUCGCCCCCAACCCGCUCUCCAAUCAAACAAACAUGACAAUUAUUUUUUAUGACUUAAUGCAGUCUCGCACAGUCGCAGGCCUCGUUGCCCAAUGUCUGGUCUGUCUUUGAGUUGCAAACUAUUGACAAAAUAAAUUAAUCUGCACAUU